This is a messenger RNA of Nerophis lumbriciformis (worm pipefish), 927 nucleotides long. The record is from RefSeq and is a predicted model, not a curated record. Lineage: Eukaryota; Metazoa; Chordata; Actinopteri; Syngnathiformes; Syngnathidae.
AUGCCACGCUCGUUUUUGGUGAAACAGCCCAAGGUCCACGAUUCCCAGCUUUCGAACUACUAUCACCAGAAUCAACAACACUGGGACGAUUCCUACUCUGUGACACAUGCCAUCACAGAGUCAGCCACCAACUUGGCUGUUCAUUUAAGUGAAAAUGGCUACAUCCACGAUUACGUAAUUCCCUCGGUGUUACAAAAAAAGAAGAUGUCCAAAGCGGCCUCUGAGAUGUUGUACUCCCAGGGAUGUAUCGCUGGAAGCAGCGGGGACGAAUUUUCUGACCAUGACACGGAUGAUCCCGAUAGCCCAGUCUCCAACACAUCAGUUGAGUCAGACAUAGCAGUGAGCACCAUCGACGCCUUCCUCGUCUCUGACGGGCGCUCAAGCCGGCGAACAGACCAGAGAUGUCGAUCAGAUAGCGGCAAGGGUAGAAAGGUCGCCGUCCGUGCUUCAAAGCCUGUGACCAAAGGUCGCCACGUGUGCGGUGAGUGCGGCAAAUCUUACGCGACGUCAUCGAAUCUGAGCAGACACAAGCAGAUUCAUCGGAGCCUGGACAGCCAGCAAGCCAGGAAGUGUCCCACUUGCCACAAGUUGUACGUCUCAAUGCCGGCAUUGUCCAUGCACAUGCUGACCCACGACUUGAAGCACAGCUGCACGGUGUGCGGUAAAGCCUUCAGCCGGCCCUGGCUCCUGCAGGGCCACAUGAGGUCCCACACCGGCGAGAAACCGUUCGCCUGCGCUCACUGCGGUAAAGCCUUUGCGGAUCGCUCAAACCUGCGUGCCCACAUGCAGACGCAUUCGGCAUUCAAGCACCACUCAUGUAAACGCUGCCACAAAAGCUUUGCACUCAAGUCUUACUUAAACAAGCAUUACGAGUCAGCGUGCUUCAAAGAGCACCGAGCGGAGGACGAAUGCAGCUCAGAGGACUAA